Molecule: messenger RNA, 2249 nt
Organism: Nymphalis io (European peacock)
Lineage: Eukaryota; Metazoa; Arthropoda; Insecta; Lepidoptera; Nymphalidae
Product: outer dynein arm-docking complex subunit 4-like
Exons: 12
Coding region: 1-1800 (599 amino acids)
Molecular function (GO): protein binding
Source: RefSeq, a predicted model, not a curated record
AUGAGAAAAAAGUUAGAGCCCGAAGAAAGACCAAUAUACAGUGUAGUGACCGUGUAUCGUGAGAGAGGAAAUUACUUGCAGCGCUUGGAGCAAUUCGAGAAAGCAAUUCUCGCUUACAACGAAGCUCUCCGGUGGAAUAACUCUGACAUUGGUUCGCUGCUCGGUAGAAGUUUGGCUCGCGCCAAGGCGACUCAUUAUGCUGGUGCCUUAGAAGAUGCUGCACGAGCUGCCCAACUCGAGCCGGAGAAUCUGACAGCUCUGCAAAUAAAAGCGAAAACUGAAUAUGAAAAAUGUGAAUUCGAGAGGACCUUAGUGCUCGCUUAUCGAGGCCAGAGAUUGAGAUUAUUGCCGCCAAACUUCGCAGAUUGUGUACGAUGCGCUGAAGAAACGGUACGAGAAUGUGUUGGCGAAACAGCUGAGAAAACACUAUCUUCGAGAACUAAACAAUUACAAGUAAUUGAUAUGGUUUACGAUACUAUGGACAACGUCAUAAAUGUACCCAAACGAAAAUCUAGGAUGCUGCCACAAACAACCCAUCAAAUUCAAGAAAUUUCUCGUGUGGAAAAACAGAAGGCUGAACAUAUAUCCCGAGUAAUGGCUUCGAAGUAUUUGGAGCAAAUGGCUCAUGAUAAAUAUUUUCUCACAACACUUUGUAAAGAUGAGAGACUUUAUUCCGCAAAUAAACUGGGAGCGCAGAAACUACAAAUAUUAGCUAAUAAAGCUUUAGCAGAUGUUGAAAAGAGACAAGCUGUUCUUCGGGAACGUAGACCUUUGUAUGCUGCACGAGCCAUAGAAGCAGCUGCUAGAGCCAGACUAUCCAAAGCUCGUAAGCAAAGAAUAGGGCACGCCCAGCGUCAGCACGCAACAGACGCUCGUCGACUGGUUACUGCUGCUCAAGAUAUUUACGAGAACCAUGACACGGCAAAAUGCCUUGAAGCAGCUGAAUUUGGGAUGGAGCAAAUCUCCAGAAUUCCGUCAAAUAUGCUACCAGACAAAGAUGUUUAUUUGCAGCAACUACAUGAAAUCAUCGCAGAGGCCUUCUUAGAUCAGAAGCGUGUUAGAGAUGAAAUGAGCGAAGCAGAUCGCGAGAAAAGAGCCUUUAUACUAUUGGGAAUACCAAUAUCGCGUGAACCGAGCCGAGAUUCAAUUUUGCGUACGCGACCUCCGGCGCCCCCUCGUGAUGCGAAACGUCGUCUACGAAGGUUGGAGCGAGCGUUAACUGUAAGCGGCCGUGCGUCAGAACGCUGUUACGCGUUACAUGAGUUUGGACGCCUUCUUGCUGACACGAAACAAGCACACAGAGCAAGAUUCUACGCUUUGAAAUGUCAAUCCGAAGCGAGAUCCACUGGUCAACGUGUUUGGUUACUAAACGCAACAUUUCUCUUAGCUCGAUGUCACAUACUACAAAACAAUCGUCCUGAAUCCAGAGCGGCACUGAUAGAGGGAGCUGGACUUGCUAGGUCUUUUGGUUAUAAAGAUGUUGCUGCAUUCUUUGAUACGUGCGUUGAUGUAUCAUUGGAAGGGGAGAUAGGCUCUUCAGAUUCGAUAUUGGAAAAACGCGAGAAAGCUAUGGUUAGUCUGAUGCAGGAUGACGACAUGCGCAAGGCAGCUGAGCACCUGUUUCGAAGAAUGUCUGUCAUACCCGCUUCCAGACGUUUCUCUGUGAUGCCGGGCGCUAGAGCGGAGAGCGCGCCGUCCGCCGCCGGCCGUCGCGUAUCGAUCAUGCCGAGAACUCAGCAGCCUGUGCGAAUUGCACACAAAUCACGACACCCGCUGGGAUUUCAGGAUUUCGACACGUGACUCCAUCACAAAAGCAAUUUACUAGUUAUUUUAUAUAAAAAACAAAGAUAUAACAUUUCACAUAUACUAAACCUAACCUUAUCUAGUCUUUUCUAUUUCGACAUAUUUUUAUUAAUGUUUAUAGUUUAUAUUUUGAUACCCUUUUAUAAUUGUUAAGCACUACGAAAAUAUUUACAUAAAAUUCUAGUUACUCCAAUAUUAUGAUAGUUUAAUUUCAUUAUAGAGAUAACAAAAGGGUAGAAUAAAUUAAGAAAUGUAUCUGAUAUUAUUAAACAUUAUCGAUAAAGUAAAAAUCGAAGCAAUACCAUAUUUAAAUUUUUGAGUAUUAGAAGAAAGGGAAGUCCUUUGUAUCUCUCAUAUGUUUAUUUAUUGCUAAAAAGAAAUAAUCGAUCGAUCAUAAAUAGUCAGUUGAUUUUCGGAGCAAUUUUCUUUAAUAUUUUAGUGUCUAA